Messenger RNA from Vicia faba (fava bean), 642 nucleotides. The record is from the annotation of a GenBank genome assembly. NCBI's taxonomy places the organism in Eukaryota, Viridiplantae, Streptophyta, Magnoliopsida, Fabales, Fabaceae.
AUGAAAAAACUGUACCGAAAGGGAGCGGUUCAUCCAUCAUCGCCGCCGUCAACGGUGUCGGAGCAACUAUCAUUCCUUCCGGCAACAAUUCUGACUCUCAUCGUCGCUCUCUCACCGGAGGAUAAAGAAGUUCUCGCUUACCUCAUCUCAUGCUCUUCAUCUUCUUCUUCAUUUUUCAAAAACCCUAACCGGAAAACCAAGGACGCCGUUCAAGGUGAACAUCUUCCUCUCUUCCAUUGCAACUGCUUCCAUUGCUACAUGAGUUAUUGGAUUCGUUGGAACUCGUCGCCGAAUCACCAACUCAUUCACACAAUCAUCGAUGAAUUUGAAGAUUUUCUCUCUCAAACCGCGAAUAAAAGAAAGCAGAAGAAAAACAGAAAAGCAUCCAACAACAACAACAACAACAAGAAAAACAAUAAAUCGUCUGAGUUGAAUCGUUCCGAGUUGGAAUCGUUGGAGCCGGUGACGGAGAGUAAUACUACUAGUGGUAGUAGUGAUGUUGUUGAUGUUAGUGAAGAAAUAGAUUUUGUUGAUUCGGUUGAAGUUGAAGAUGCAAAUGAAGAGAAAUUAGGUUCAGUGAGAAAGCUUAUGAGAUUCAUUAGUGGAAAAGUUUGGUUUCGAUGGUGUGUUUGGGGAAGAUGA